Molecule: messenger RNA, 123 nt
Organism: Dentiscutata heterogama
Lineage: Eukaryota; Fungi; Glomeromycota; Glomeromycetes; Diversisporales; Gigasporaceae
Source: the annotation of a GenBank genome assembly
GCUUGGGGGGGGGAGGCUUCGGGGGAGGAGGCUUCGGGGGAGGAGGCUUCGGGGGAGGAGGCUUCGGAGGAGGCUUUGGAUACAGGAGAGGAGGUAGUGGUGGAAGAAGUUUCCAGAGAGGAG